UCCGAAGAAGUGGUGGCUCGCUUAUGACGUAAUUUCCCCGCGACCUUCAACACCCGCUUGAAGUCUUAGGAGAGGAUCGGAUCAUAUUUGCUCAAUAUGCUUAAAAAGAAAUCAAGUAGCGGCGAAAAGAAAAGGAAGCACUCUCAUUCCGAAGAACGACAUGACCACAGUAAGCGGAGGAGUGCGGAGACGCACCAGGAGAACUCCAAGGAUGAUCUUGCUGACCCAGAGCUGGACAGGGUUGGCAGUGACAUCGAGGAGGGAGGGCUAGACCUCAGCCUGCCCUUUAAACCCAUCACUGCUUAUAUCAGUGACAAGGGGGAGAUGCUGGAGCAGUGUUUCCAUGUGCUGGGGGAGAAUAAGCUGCAGAAGAUGCUGCCUGAUGAACUCAAGGACUGUAGUUUAAACGAGAUCAAAAAGCUGUGCUGGGAGCAACUGGAGCCAAUCCCAGAGAAAAACCUUAUCCUGAUCUUAUCAGGGGAAGAUCUGACAUCUGGAAAUGCUGAAAAUUUGAUUAAUGACAAGACCUCAGAAAGCCAGCAAGACAAUAGUGUUGAUUCCACGUCUUGCUUUAAAGAAACAACAAAAACAGAGGAACCUAAGCCAGAGGGUGGUUCAGGUGAAGAGAGCGACGUCUUGAGCAUAAACGCAGACACUUACGAUAGCGACAUAGAGGGACCCAAGGACGAGGCGGUCAAAGCUGUGGCUGGAGCAGCAAAAGCCAACGACAGCAUCAGAGAUGUUGUUGAGCCAGCUCUAAACCCACGCUCAGCAAACCCGGAACCUCCAGCUGGUUCUCAACCACCCGAAGCAAAAAAAGACAUUCAACGUGACAUAGACAAAAGCGUCAGCGAGAUUUUAUCGUUUUCCUCCACGUCCAGCAGUGAUGUAGCGAAAGAGCAGAGUGAACCGCUGGUGGCAGCGGAUGCGGCUCUGCCUGUUCAGGGAGGACCUGUGUCAAGUCGCACACCUUCAGCUUGUCAGCCAUCUAUUCAACAACUGGAACUCUUGGAGCUGGAGAUGAGGGCCAGGGCCAUCAAGGCUCUGAUGAAAGCAAGUACUCUGAAAAGCCCUCAGUAGCUGACAAUUCUCAAACAUCUUAUAUUCUUUGCGGUUUACAUUGACUUUAACAGUUGGUGAACUAGUUUUGGAUUGUUUACAUUGUAGUGAUUUCAUACUAUACGUUGUUCUGAUUAUUUUUAUUUUAUGUUGCUCCAUAUUGGAAUGCAAAAUGAAUUAGUUUAUUAUGAAAUCAAAUGCUCACAACUGAAAAAUUGUUUAGUAGCUCAACAAUUGGACAAUCAGGUGUAGUUUUCCUCCUUGGACACUAGGUGGCAGUAUUACUCUACAGACACAUACUCAAAUGUUUUUAGUAUGUGCAGGAGGGAGAGUUGAUUUAUUUGCUCACAUUACAGUGAAAUCAGUCAUGAGCAGUAUGAAAGCCGAGGCUUCUUAGUAAUGAUCUUAUUUAAUAAUCUGAAAUGGCAGAGGUUCUCGGUGACUCAGAGAUGGAGGGUGCCUUUGCAAAUCGGAGCAGGUGGCAGCAGUGUUGUGCCGUCGCUUAGACCCACUUGCAGUAUCUUGUUCACUGAACACCUGUUUGACAUGUCAAGCUGAAGCACGCUUAGUAAUAGCAUGCGCUUCUGUCUCGGUUAUAUUUGCAUCGGUUCAGUCUGGUUUAUAACAACCUGGUUUAUAGUGUUUUAAUAAUUAAAUUUGUUUAGGCUAAGGAAGGAACACCCUUCCUCAGCUGUGCUGACAAUAAGAAACACGGAGGUGAACACAAUAAAAAGUAGAGAGCUUAACGGUAUUAAUUGCUUUAAAGUGACUUUCAGGUUGAAUUGUGUAUUUCUGAAAAGCUUUUAAAACUAUGAAGUUCUUUAAUGUCUUCUGUUUUGCCGUUUGUGUGUUGGCAAUUACAUGCAGAUGCAUCGUAAAACGACUUUCAACCCGAAUCCCCCAAGGAGACGAUCAAACGUAUAAGAAGCCAGUUGCCUCCUGAUUAUUUGCAUCUAAACGGGUUAUUUGAAGGGAGACGUGAGGGUUAAAUGCCCCGUUAUCUAUGCGUUCACGUGCAGGCUUGGUUGUAGUCAUUGUUGAUUCCCCGAGGAAAAAUGUCCACUUUAGAGAAAAAGGGAUAUGACGACUGUAAAGUGCUCACGAUGUCUCUGAUCGGUGAGUAUUUAUCGGUGUCAUUUCACUGCUAUUAGGACGCCAAUUAUGAUUUAGAAUGAGCGGAUAAAUGGGUUUUUAGGCAGACCUCAAAACGAGCAGGCUGAAAAUGGAUUGAUGGAGGUGAGAGGAUGCUGUUUUGUUAAGGGGGUGCUUUUUGAAUUCAAAUGAACCUGGUGUAUCAUUAGAAUGCUGAGGUGUGAUGCUUCUGUGAAUGGUGCUAUUAUCAAAGUGGAAAAAAAGCCCCAAAAGUACAAAAAGUUCUUGUGUCCAACAGUUCAUGUCUUUCAUGUGUCAUUUUCCUGUGGUGGGACCCGGCAUCUUCUCUCCAAUGCUUGUUAGAGAUUCAACAGCGCUUCUGCCCAGAAAUUAGUUCAGACCCACUCAUCCUCUUAACUUUUAGGUUGCAGUCUCAUACAUUUUGGGACUCGGUUUUUACAUGGAUAGUUUAAGUGUAUAUAAGUACUGUAUGUAUUUGUGGAGUAAACACAUUCAGGAGUGUCCCCAAUCUAAACUUGAUGCAAACAACAAAACAUGAACACACAUUAGGAGAAGCGGUCGUCAGCACUAAUGUCAGCAGCUCCAUGGAAAUGUGCGGCAAAAACCUGUGGGGGCAGAGUUUCAGCAACAUUUAUGUAGCAGCAUGUGUCUAAUGAUGGAGCCAGUUUUAGUUUGUUGUUGAUCCUAAUGAAGUGAGUUUUAACAACUGAUUUAACAAAUGAUGGAUUCCAAUGUGCUGUUCACUGUUGAGUGUUUUCUUUAACAGGUUUCACUGAAUCUGAAGUUAGCGAAGUUUGUGGAAGUUGAAAAUAAAAACACUAAUAGAAGCUUUUUGUAAUAAA
This is a messenger RNA of Betta splendens (Siamese fighting fish), 3014 nucleotides long. RefSeq names its product caspase activity and apoptosis inhibitor 1. The record is from RefSeq and is a predicted model, not a curated record. NCBI's taxonomy places the organism in Eukaryota, Metazoa, Chordata, Actinopteri, Anabantiformes, Osphronemidae. The transcript is spliced from 6 exons. Bases 97 to 1080 code for a protein of 327 amino acids.